This is a messenger RNA of Zasmidium cellare ATCC 36951, 1083 nucleotides long. RefSeq lists its product as uncharacterized. The transcript has 3 exons. Bases 1 to 1083 code for a protein of 360 amino acids. Lineage: Eukaryota; Fungi; Ascomycota; Dothideomycetes; Mycosphaerellales; Mycosphaerellaceae. The record is from RefSeq and is a predicted model, not a curated record.
AUGGCUACAUUGCCAACUCCAGAUCUCCGCAUCCCGCAGUCCUCAACCACGGUCAAUGUAUCCAUCAUCGAUACUACGACAUCAAUCCGAGGAGUCGAUGCAUGGAAGUUCUUGGAGCCAUCUAUCCCCGGGCACGAGCACCUCGCCACAUCAGCUUUCGCUUUUCUGAUAGAGCAUCCGACUCUUCAUCGCUCAAUGGUCUUCGAUUUGGGCCUCCGGAAGGACUGGUGGAACUGCAGCCCCUUCCUGCUUGAUCGAUUCAAGAAAGGCGGUUAUGUUCUCAAUGUUGACAAAAGUGUGAGGGAGAUUUUGGAAGACGUCGGUUUUGACGCCACCAAGCUCGAGGCGAUCGUUUGGAGUCACUGGCAUUUCGACCAUACGGGAAGUCCGGCGGAAUUCGAGAGAUCGACUGCACUCAUCGUCGGGCCGGGCUUCAAAGAGAAUCUGCUUCCAGCAUAUCCCACCAACCCCGACAGCUCCAUCUUGGAAAGUGACCUCCAAGGCCGACAAUUGAUCGAACUGAGCUUCACCUCGGGACUGAAGAGUGGAGAGAUGGAUGCACUCGAUUACUUUGGCGACGGCUCUCUGUGUUUCCUCAAUUCACCUGGACAUGCUCAUGCCCAUAUCUGUGCUCUCGCCAGGGUCAAAGCGGAUCCUCCGAGCUUCAUCAUGAUGGGAGGAGAUGCCUGGCAUCAUUGUGGCGAGAUUCGACCUUCGCCGUACAUGCCUCUUCCUGAGACUAUUAAGCCUCACCCAUUUACCUCGCUGAGCGCCUCCUCCUGUCCCGGUGACCUCUUCGAACCAGUUCUCAGGGACGACGACCGUACCAAACCCAUCUAUAGACCUUCCUCGCAGAAAAUAGUACAGAUGCACCUCGAUCCUGAGCAGGCCGUGAGAACCAUUGAAAAGCUUCAACAAGCCGAUGUACAGGAGAACAUCCUAAUGGUUGCGGCACACGACGAGUCUUUGCUGAGCAUUGUCGAUUUCUUUCCGAAGACAGCGAAUGACUUUAUGAGCAGAGGAUGGGUGAAAGCAGCUCGCUGGAAGUUCUUGAUGGACUUUGCGAAAGCUGUUCGUAAUUAA